Messenger RNA from Caenorhabditis angaria, 486 nucleotides. Lineage: Eukaryota; Metazoa; Nematoda; Chromadorea; Rhabditida; Rhabditidae. The record is from the annotation of a GenBank genome assembly.
AUGGAAAAUCGCAAGAAGAACACCGGAGAAGACAGAAAAUGGUCAAAACAAAUCACCGACCCAACCUUGGAACAUCAGAACGAAAUAAUAGUUCGAACCGAAUAUUCAACACCAGAAUCUGAAGAAAUCCAAGACGAAGGCCCAGAAACAAUGGAAGAACUUGCGAUCCGAAUCAGUGAGCUAGGAGUGAGCGAACUAGAACGUCAGGCAGAUGAAAUGAUAAAAAUUCCUGAGCAUGAAAGAUGCCCGACAUUCAAUGUAGUCCGAAGUGAAAUACAACGCCGAAGACGAUGGAUCGACAAACUCAAGAAACUCGACGGCGACUCAGAAGAAACAGUGCAAGAAAAAGUGAGACUACGCCAAGUUUUCCAAAAUGAAGUGAGAAUGCUUCGUUUCUUCCGAGGAGACACUAGACAACCCGAAGAAGAAGUCGAAGAAGACAUCGAAAAGAAGAAGAAAAAGCACCCGCGGAUCACGGCGCCAUGA